GGGAUACUUUGAGCUGUCAGUUUAUGUCUUUAACAGAAAGGUAAAGUUUGUAUUUUAUGGUAACUAAGAAUAGAUUACUUCAGUUAUGUAGAGACAGACAAUCUGUCUUGGCGCCCAUACGUACAGAUGUACUCACAGUAUGUAGCUAUUAAAAUAGCAGAGCAGGAAAGCAAAAGCUGCAGGAUUACUCUAACCGGUUAAGGACUGAGGUACUAGAGCAACGAUGCAAAUUUUGAUUUAAUGUAGGAGGUUGUUUUGCCCUCCAGGUGUGUUAAAGUAUAAAAUCUAGAAAGACUCAUUCUGUUCCAUUUGCUUCUGACAAGUAAGAGAUGUUUUUGGAUGGAAUACCUAACCCCUUCUAAGGCCUUUCAUCGUUAAAACAUGUUACCACAGUCUUGAAGAGUCGGUGAGCGUCAUCAACAACAGUAAACAAGUUGAAAGAUAUAAUUUUUGUUUUUUCUUUCUUUAAACUUAUUCGUUGGGAGCGCUCGUCUUUCAACCACGGAUCUGUGGAAGAAAUCUUCUAAAUAUCUUAUAAACGUAAAACUUGCAUGAUAUGGGACGGCAGAUGUGCCGAAUCGGAAGCAGGAGAGUGAGUUACUCGGGAUAUUGGGACUACGGAAACACAUAAGUAGCUGAAUACAAAAUUGCUUCAAACUUGUGUGGUGUUCAGGUGGUGCUCUAAAAUGUCAGUGGCUUGUUUCAGCUUAGAAACUUCCUUUUUGUUAUUUCUCCAGCAGUAUUUAACAUCUCGAAAUUGGUCUGCUAUUAACGUGUUUCAGUUCGUACGACAUCAAUCUUAUUAUAAACGUCUUUUCGAUUUUCUUAUAAUCGCCUGAUUUCUUGUACAGUUAUCAAUCGCAACAUCAUAGUUGUUUCCAUCAAACAUUCUUUCAGUGAUAAUAAUUUCAUAGAUUAAUAAAAGAGUUGUCUUGUUGCUUUGCAAAUUGGUGGAAGUUAAACCUUUAGCGUACAGCCACUCACGCUCCACUGAUCCGCCAGUAUGUUAUUUGCAUCAACUCAGACAGGCUUGAUCAACAUUAUGAAAGCUUUUACUUUUUACCCAAAACGUAAUGUUAGCCUUUGUGCGAAUCGCGAGUUUUUUAAACGCGAAAUCAACAAAGAGCCCUUAUUUUCGGCUAAGGUAGAGAGAAAGGACACUGAUGAUCACACAAGUGCCAUCGCAUAUCUCUAUUUUCGCCUUAACUUAUGCAUGACGAAAUCAUAGAGCUAAUAUCCCUAACAGCAGUGGGGUCUUGUAAGAAUAUAUGUUUGGACUCAACUUAAGGAGCUCACUUCAAAAAUGUCCAUCAUCCGACAUAGUCAAGUGAUAUCAUGAUGCCUUAUAGUAGGAUCCAGAAGUAUAGGUGUAAAGCGAAAGUCGGCGCAAGCUGCUAUUUUUUUAUUUUUUAAGUCUGCUUGUAAUGGACUUUUUCUUCUCCCGGAGGGCAAGAAAAUGUGAAAGGAAAUUGAAAUUGUCUCAGUGGGGUUUUGAGGGGUUUUUCCCUUGAAAGGAAAGUAUUUAGAAGAGCCAUUGUGAAUGACACAUUAUUCACGUUUGAGCGCGCCCAUGUCUGUUCAUUUGUCUUUUGCUUGGGAAUGUUCACUUAAACGGAGUUUAUGCCUUUAAAGAGAUUCAGAAAGGUGAAUGAACUAAUGUCAAUAGUUUUUGUUACAAAAUACCUUACGUAGUUAUCAAAAUAAUAACGACCUACACAGCAGUCUGCAACUAACCGUAUUCAACAAAGAGCUAGGCAUAGCCUGCGCGCAGACGAAAUUAAACUCUGAUCAGAGUUUAGUUAUCGUCUGCACGCAAGCUACUGGGGUAGAAAGAUAUUAUUUAAGGGCGUAAUAAAGCUAACGCUGUGAACAAUUUCUAUUUCAGGAAUCGAGAAAAGCGCACAUAAGGAGCCAAACACCAUUGUCAACAUUGUUGUGAUCUCACUGGCGUCAAAGUGCAUCAAACACCUUCAUUUCAAUCGACAACAACUCAAAUUUGAUUGGAACAAAUAGCCAAGUAAGUACCGGAGCAGUUUUAUCAUCUUUGCCGAAAGCUUCAUGACAAGGAGCUGGUUUGGAAUCUGACGGGCUUCAUUAUGUACAUGUUAACGAAAAAUUGCUAUACUUUUAGCUACUUUUGGGGAAAAAACUGAUGCCUCGAAACUUGCUUAUCAAGCAUUCUCACACCAAAAGUCAGAAAAAGUUUUGCCUAUUGAUCCAUUCUUUAAUAUCUGAAACCUUCUACAAGCAGCAGCCAGGGGGACUCGGAUAAACUAUCGCUACUUAUCUGGAGGUGGGCAUUGCAUGGAUCUCGACACAAUAACACCAUUUAAUAGGCUUUUACAAGUUUGAUGGAGCCUUUUCCUUUAUCUCAGUGUACCUAAAUAAACAAAUAACGAUUAGGAGGUAGUAUAUCCACAUAGUGGUUUUUCGUCUAUCUGAUUCCUGGUCAAAUUGGAAUUUUGAAAUGUUGGUUUUUGAGGAGAGGGGGAAGUACCCGGAGAACAAAUCUCUCGGAGCAAAGGAGAGAACCAACAACAAACUCAACCCACAUAUAGCGUCGACUCCGGGAUAUGAACCCUGGCCCCAUGGGUGGGAGGCGAGAGCUCUCCCCACUGCGCCACCCUUGCUGUCUAAGGAACUUUUUUCAACAUUUUUGCAGUUCAUAGGAGGUGCGCAGGUAUCGAUUUAUUGACUGUCAGAGCUACCAUUCAUAAGCGUGUCCUGAUCAGAGAGGGGAAAUCAACGGAGUUUACUGACUUUGGGUAAGUUUUCUAUUCCUGUCUAACAAAUAGCUUGCACAAUUUUUUUUACAGUGCUCAUUGUAUUCUUCACGGUAGAAAGCUUCAAGUGCUCCGAUGAUGCAUACGCUGUGAAAUAUACAGUCUUCUUAAGUCCUUGCCAGAUCUACAGCGAGAUAUUCUUAAUGCGGCGGUGUCUGUAACUUGACAUUUUGUAAAGUAAACUUUCUCUUCUCUACGCCAUGCAUAGACACAAAAUGUUCUUAUUUUAAAGAAAUCCUCUAACCUAGGUCGGUCGAGGAUUACUUUAACCAGGAAAUUUCGUCUAACAAAAACAAUAGCGGGACAAUAUGGAAAACCAAAGCGCGCACUCCGUAAGAAAUCAAGCGGCAUGCCCUACACUAAGAACACUGAUACUCUUGCUAAUGAAUUUAACUACUUCUUUAUUUCUGCUGGGGAAAAAGCAGCUAGGGAAUCCGCGGAGUUAGCUCGGUCACAUGGGUUGUUGGACUAUGAUGCUUGGCACACGAACAGUACAUCAGAACUUGGCGAACCUUCUUUCACUUUCGGCUUCAUAAUCUCUGAUAUAGAUCGAUUCAUUCUUGCACUAAAAUUUAGAUUUGGGGUUAUUUUUGUCUAAAGAAUUGGACGUAAAGUUUAUCCGUGUCUUUAUUUUGAUAUAAAGACACUCAUUAAAAAUUAAUUUCUUUUGGUUUUUCGUUAUGAAUUGUUAAUGCUAUCUCUGAAUAAAUUCAUAGGGCAAAAUAGGCCCUUUUACAUUUAUGAAUGGGAAACGAAGCUGAAGUUGACCUUGUUUUGAUACACCCAUUCCUGCUUUCUCAUGUAAAUCAUGCUGUUCGUAUGAAAACUAGUAUUUUUCAAGCAUAAUUUUCAUAAGAACAGGGUCAACCUCAGCUUCACCUUUAAUCGAAGGCGAGGGUACUAAGUGCACAUUGUAAAAUGGUCCAUUUUGCUUGUGCUAAAUGUUUUAAAACGCUUAUAUCUCGGCUGUUUUGGGGGCGAUUUCGAUAAAUUUUACAGAGACAUUGUGAAACAAUGGACGUUCAAGCCACAGUUGUACCAAAUUGGGAAAUCGUGAUUUUGUGUCCAAAUUUGCGGAAAGAAUGGAAAACUGCACACUGUGAUUUUGGUAAUAAAUGAUCGGUCAAAAUCUCCAGUGUGUAAUAUAUUGAGCAGAUUUUGCAAUUUGAAGUUUGCCAGCAAGAUAUGAUUAUUUAAAUGAGCAGAAUCUGUCAACCUUGAAAUUAGAGAUUUACAUCGUUUUAUGAAAGCGCCCGUUUAGAAUUUCGGUCAAUACAAAACACACUGCAGUCUACCAAGUUUCCCCUUCUGCAGUGCCAGCUUGUGAAGUUUUGUAUCUGCACUGAAUUCUUGGACACAAAACUGUCGGAAAAGUCAAAUUUUGAGACUCCCGAAAGUGUUUCGACUAAAGCGCGAGCUCCAAGCAAGAUAUGUAACAAGACGCUAUCGGAGCGUGCACUUGGCGGUCGCGUAUAAUGCGUAUGUGGGGAAUUUUAAUGUCGCAAUGUUGUUAAGGUGAAUAUGGGGACGUGAAGCCAUAGUAGACAUUGCUCGUUAUGUAAAUAACUUGAAGUUUUCCUUGGAAUUCCUGACGUAAACUGCAGUGGCUCACUGAAGAGCGAACGCGCACGACUACCAAGAAAUGUUAUGGACUGGUAGCAACGUCUCUAUUUCGAGUGGCAAGCGAACUUGCGACUGAGCUCUCAGCUCUCCCCGCACCCUGGUCCCGGGACUCCUUUUGCGUGCCACUCGCAGGUUACUUCUCUCAAUAUCCCUUACGCAUCAGUCAAAUCCAGCUGUGCCCAGCCCCCCCCUCCCUGUGCCACUGCGGGGCAUUACAUUUGGCUGGGCUAAGUUGGUUUUGACUGACGCAUUAAAUGGAGAGCUUGCUCGCAGGCUGAUACGGCAAACAUUAUAACUUUGUUUCCCUGGGGUGUACUUCUGCUCCUUUGAGAACGCCUGGAUCCCUCCUGGAAAACAUUGGCAUCACCGGCCAUAUAGCGGUUGCCUCUGAAUCUGGAGGUACUUCUCUUCGCCUCCUGUGUCGGCGGGUGGCGCAUUCCUGUUGCCAUCACUAGCUAGGGGCUGUCCUUGCUGGGCGUUUCCUUGGGCACCCCCUCGACCGGUUCUCUAGGUGCUUCCGUGAACUAAUGGUAACGUGCUUCGCCACGGUACCUCCAAAGCCUGUCCCUGUGCACCACCUUAGGCUUUGCCCGAGCACCUCGUUGGAUCCUGUACACAACAUCGUUUACUCUAUGUACCACGACAUACGCCCCUUACCAUGGCCGGCUCAACACCAUUUCUCCCCUGCUGAAGGUGUCUGCUACAGUACGCAUGUCGUAACGCUUCUUCACCCGUUUGCUACCGGCCUGCUGAUGGUCUCUGGCAAAAUCAUGGGCAGUCUCUAGCGAUUUUCGCAGUCUCUGUGCAUAUUCAAGUUGACUUUAGCUCUCAGAUUCUUCACGUGGCCUGCCAAUGAGCAGAUCCAGGGGAGCACGCAGUUAGCGCCUAAACAUGAGCAUGGCACGGGUGAGCCUUGUGGUCUGGUGAACAGCUGAUCGAUAGGACCUUACCAGGAGAGGUAAAUGCAGCUCCCAAUCACAUUGAUGAUCCUCAACAAAAGUAGCGAGCUGAUUCUCUUAAGCUCGGUUGUACCGCUCCGCCAUGCCAUAAGUUUGGGGAUGCAAAGCAGCUUAUCCUGGUCUUAUGGAUUCCAAGCAACGAGCAUGCUUCCUUAAACACCCGAGACUUACUUGGCCUUGGUCGGAGUGAAGCUCAGCGGGCACGCCAAAUCUGGUGAAGAACUGAGACACUAGUACGUCAGCAACAGUAACUGCUUCCUGGUUCGGGAGAGCCAGGUAAGCCUCUGGUCAUUUACUGAAAUAGUCCAUUGCAAUUAGAAUGUAUUUGUUACCACGCCCUGUCUCGGGAAGAGGCCCCAGUAUAUCGAUGGCGACUCGUUCCAUAGGUUCACCUGUAUUGUACAGCAGCAAGGGUGAUUUCUGCUUCACUCUUGGGCCCUUAAUAGAAGCACAAAGGUUACACCUACAGCACCAUUCUUCAAAGUCACGGCGCCAGUGGAUCCAGUAAAAUCUUUGACGAACUUUGCCUAGGGUCUUAGACAAUCCCAAGGGACCACCCACUGGACCAUCAUGGGGUAGUUUUUGCACGUUGGCGCGAAGUGCUGUAUAGACUGCAAGCUGCCAUGUCUCCUCACCAAGUUCAGGAGAUUCCCACCGGUGAUACAGCACGCCCUCCUUUAGAAAAAGGGAAUCCCAUUGUGCCCAGUAUGCCUCGGUGACAAGUCAAAAUGGGCAACGGCAGGCCACUCUGGUGUGCAAUUGUAGUGGUGUCCAUUGGCUGUCUUCUAGUAGGUUUUUUGCUCGUUUCUCCUGUUUCCCCUCCUCAGGAAUGCUGGAGCUAGACUGCAGCUCUCUGACGACACGAUUGGGCGUUUCGACGGUCAAAGCGUCAUUUGCCUUGCUACCUAGGUCACCCUCAGGGAAUUCUCUCUCCUCUUGACGCUGGCAGUAAACGCAAUUUGUCCCCAAACAGGGUCGCCGCGACAAUGCGUCUGCAUUCUGAUGAAUCUUUCCUGCCCGAUAUGCAAUACAGAAAUCAUAGCUCUGCAGUUUUUGCAGCCACCUUGCCAAUUGUCCCUCCAAGUUCUUGAAUGAAAGCAGCCAUUGUAAAGAGGCGUGGUCAGUUCUCACAGUAAACUUUCUGCCAUAGAGGUAAGGGUGGAAGUUCUCAAUUGCUCGGAACACUGCCAGAAGUUUACGCCUUGUUGUACAGUAAUUGCGUUGAGGUUUACUGAGUGCACGGCUAUAAUAGGCUAUCACUCGUUCGUCGCCAUAGUGAACUUGAGAAAGAACUGUCCCUAUGCCAACAUUACUGGCAUCAGUGUCUAGUGGAAAGGGUUCUGCGCUGUGGGGGUACGCAAGCACGGUGGCAGACACAAGAGCAGCUUUGAGUUGCUGAAACGAAUCAUUGCUUUACUUUGUCCACUCAAAGGGUUGGCCUUUCUCACAAAGUUGAUGCAGAGGACGGGCGACAUCGGAGAACGAACAGACACACCGGCGGUAAUAGUUACAUAAGCCAAAAAACCUCACAACAGCCUUAGCAUUGUGUGGCACCGGUCAGUUUUGAACAGCCUUUACUUUGUCAGAAUCUGUGGUAACUCCAUCCUCACAGACCCAGGGCCAAGAAACUUAACUUUCUGUCGAAAAAGUUCGCAUUUCUUAGGACUCAACUUCAGGUUUACUGCUCGUAGACGGAAGAACACAAGUCUCAAGCGUCUCAGCUCCAAGUCAAAGGUCAUAGGGUGAAAAAUUAUGUCGUCAAGGUAGAUUAAGCACCUAAGGUCCCCAAGGAGGGUAUCCAUCAGGCGUUCGAACGUGUCCAGUGCGUUACGCAGACCGAAAGCCAUUACAUUUUACUGCCAGAGUCCGUUCCCUGCUGUGAAGGCUGUCUUCUCACGGUCCUUUUGAGCCACUUCCACCUGCCAGUAGCCACUUUUACAAUCCAACGUGGAAAACCACGAGGAACCGGAGAGUUCGUCGAGGGUGUUGUUGAUCCUUGGCAAGGGAUAAGAGUUCUUUUUGGUGAGGUCAUUCAGUUUGAGGUAAUCGACACAGAACCUAGCGUACCCCUCUUUCUUUUUCACUAGGACUACUGGCUACCAUCACGGGCUGUUAGAAGGCUCGAUUAUUCCUUGCUGAUGCAUCUCCUCAAUAGCUUUACGGGCUUCCUCGCGUUGUACUAAUGGCUAUCUUCUCGGGGGCUGACGAACAGGGGCAGCGACGCCUGUGUCUAUCACAUGUUUCGUUUACCCAGUCCUUCCCAGAUCUUGCGGUCCUGUUGAAAAGAUGUCUUGAAAUUCGCACAAAAGCUCGAGCAGCUGAAGGUGUUGUCCGUCACUUAAUCCCCCAGCUCUUCGGGUAUAGAGGUCCUUGAGGUGAUCUGGUUAGUUGCCUCCUGUCUCUUGGGCCAAAUUCGAGCUGCUGGUGAAGGACACUUUGUACAGGUUCACAACUUGCCACCUCCGUGCCGCUACAAACUUUCCUUGGCUCACCAGAGAGGUUAGCCACCCUCACCGGGACAUAAUCGUUUUGGGCAUCGAACAGUGUCUUACCCACCAUCACGUCUGGUGGGAGCAUAACAGUGAUGGAUGGGCCUAUUGUUCCCCAUGGUUCGCAAAGAGCGUUGUCUAUAAUCUUAGCCGCCUCAAUGGCCUCGCUGUUAAGUAAGAUCAGAAUGUCCUCAGCUGCUGUCACUCUAUAGCAGCGGGCUUGUUCGCUGGGUAAAGGCUUAUGAAGGGGAACUUCCUCUGCUCCAUUUCGUCCGCUUCAUGCUCCUGUAUCGACGGUACUACCAUGGGCCAUCAGGACAUCUAGGCCUAAUAUAACCAUCUAGGAAAUAUUUGCAACCAAAACUUCAUGAGAGACUUGCGUCCCCCCAAUCCUGACCCAAAGCCUCAGUUUUCCACACACGUCCGCUGUUUCUCCUGUUGCAGUUUUGAGGACAUUGUUAGUGACACGUAGAUGAGAGUGUCUGCUUGCUUAACUCGUCUGGACGAACUACUGUGACGUUGGAGCCUGUUUCAACGACCACUGGACACAUCACUCCUUCGAUGUCUGUGCUUACGAUAAGACUUCCCUCAUUAUGAGACAGUCGUCCAGCCCUCAACAUGACUUGUGGAAUUAUACUGAUUGUUUAGUGGGCCGGUCUUGCCCCCUAAAGGUCGGCCUGGUUGGGAAAAUUCUGGUUCUACAUAUCUCUUGCUCUAUUUCUUCCAACCUUCCAACAGUCUCGUUUCAGGAGGCCCCUUUUCCCACAAGCCCAGCACUGUGGAGGCCUGAAGCUUUGGGAGGGUACCACUUGAGUGAGCAGUCCUUUUACUUUUGCAAGUACACCAUCCCGCUGGGAUUUCUCGCGAUCAGGCUCAUCAGUUGAACCCCCUUCUGCUGCACCACAUUAAAUGCCUCGAACAGGAAAUUCCCUUUGGCAGGAGGCUAGUAAGUACGAUUCCAGUUCCAUAGCUAGCGUCAGAGCAGCCCAGAGAGAUUGGGGCCGACUCUGCUUCAGACUUCUGGCAUCUCCGUCCAGGAUCGCGUCAGUGAAUUGCUCCUUUGCUAAUAGGUCCUUGAUCCCUUCUGGGGCGAGAGGGUAAGCUAGCCUUAACAAGCGCUCUAAAUCCUUGGCUAGUUCUUGUAAAGCCUCUUCGCGGCGUCUCACUCUACUCUUAAAUUUAGAGCGAGAAGCUCUUGUUGGUGCGCCGAUCAGAACCUGCUCUCAAGAGCCGGAACUAGCUCCUUGUAAUCUUGUCCAGUGCUUGGGGAAAGAUUUCCUAGGAGAGAUAAGGCAGGCUCCUUAAGGCUCGUCGCAAGAUAGUUCCCUUUUUUGCUCGUCGUUUCAUUGACUCAUUCCAGCAACGAUUUCUCCCACUGCGAUUUGCCGUCAAACGAUGGGGGUUUUUGAACCGGUCGUUUAUGUUCGGAAUCCGCACUGCAGACUGAGAAUGGUGAUGAAAACUUGGGUGUUUCAGGCUGAAGCCCUGAUUUCAAAGGAGUUGAGGUUGCACUUGCAUCGAACUCGGCGAAAGGCGAGGUGCUCAGUUUAUCCUCCAAACUCGUUAAUGCUUUUUCCAGUCGCAAAUUAAAGCUCUCUUGUGUUUCCUUAAGCCGUUCCUUAACAUCUUCUUAGAAUAAACUUUGUUUAGAAUCGAGAGAGUUUACCUUUUGUGUGAAUUCUUCCUCCAAAGCGUUCAUUUUCACUGUCAGUCUAUCUUCGUGUAAUUUGAGCCCGCUCUUUAGUUGAGUUGCCUGCGUAUUUACUCGUGUGCACAAUUCUUCGAAGCGCUGCGAUAUUUCCUGUACUUGAGACUCGAUUUUCAAUCCCUGUUGCUGCAUUUUGUUUUCUAUUCCAUUGUUCUGUUUUCCUAACAAGUGCAGAACCUGUAAGAUAUCGUCCAUACUCGCCCCCGAACACGCUGUUGGCGAGGUAGCUUCGUCCUCUUCGCCGUCAUCCUGAGUUUUUACAAUGAUUUCCACGCUUUCAUCGGCCAUAUUCGUGUUGCUUAUUCCAACUCCUGACACCAGUGUUACGCUCCAUGGGUUCAGCGAAUAAAACAUACUACGAUAAUGACAAGUUUGCACAGUUUUUAUUCCUACCGCUUCACCGACACACUCGGUCCAAUCCGCUCUCACGCUCUCGACAAGCCCAAAUAUGGCAGCCCCAUCUUUGGAAAGCAGUAUGCAGCAUCACGUUACACUUCGUAACCCAAUUACCCAUUACAGUACAAAGAGUUUUGGUAUUAAAUUUGGUUGAAAUUUCAAAAGAUUUCCAAAUCACUGAAACAAGGUUUGAUUCAGAGCCCGUUUGUUACUUUUGAAUAAACAUUUUGCUCGCAAAAAUUAUGUGCUCAUCUUUUAUCUAGUUUGAAUAUCUUUAAACAUGUCGAUAUCAGUCGUUGUACUUCAUGCAGACGCUUGAAAUAAAUGCAUAACAAUGAGCCCAAGGUGGGGUAACCAUGCAAAGCCACCACCAAAGUUUAUUUUGCGUAAAUUUAAAUGUAUCACCAAUCCCACCCCGGCUAGGCGGGUUACCCCACCUAGAAACGUUUACAUGGCAAAAUUUGACCCUGGCUGAGAGGGUUACCUGAUCUGGCAGACCGGGCUACCCGCCUUGGCGGGUCACCCCACCUAUCAUGUAAACGUGAUCAAACUAAAAUAAACACUUGCUAAAUUGUGUGACACCUUAAUAUCACAAGUGUAUUUUACAUGCAGAGAUACAAAUAAAUGAGAAUGAGUGGUGUGUCUAAAAAUUUUCAACCAGUUUAAAAAUUUCACACUAGUUUGAAAAAUUUAAACCAGUUAAAAAAAAAUCAAUCCAAAGAAAAAAAAUUUGAACUACAGCAUAGACAAGGAAAGAAUAAGUGGAGUUUAUUUCUGGACCUUAAAAAAGCCUUCGACACAGUAGAUCACGAUCUCCUACUGACGAAAUUUAGAGUAUAUCGGAGCUCGUGGCCGCCAGUUAGAAUGGUUUAAAUCUUAUCUGUUUAACAGAUUUGAGGUUGUAUAUAUUAACGGAAUACUCUCCGAUAAAUCCGUUUUAAAAUGUGGUGUUCCCCGGGGUCCGAUACUUGGGCCACUUUUGUUUUUAAUAUAUAUAAAUGAUCUUUGUAAUAUAAUUGAUUAUGCUACCACACGAAUAUACGCAGAUGAUACUAAUUUGACUUUCACUGCUUGCAACAUCCCUCAACUACGAAACGAUAUGAAUGUAGAUUUACGUUACCUUCAAAUUUGGCCUAUUUCUUAUCGUAUUAACACCCGUACGUGCCUUAUUUAUUCCAGGCAGAAAUUCCUGCUAAAAUCUGUCCAUUAAUCUGAUUUUUUUUUACUACAUUCUAGUUCUUCCAUUGACGGGUUUAAUCACCGACCAUCACAGAUGACAUUACAGCCGUUUAGCUACGAGCAACUGAACUUUUUUAAGUUCUCCUCGUUAGUAUUAAAUGAAUUUCCAAAAGUCUUACGGAAGACCUUUAAAACCAUGUGGGACAACACCUAUGGAGGUCGCCCUGGUUUCCAGCUCUGGGAUGAUUCACCUGUUGUGAGAAAUUUAUUUGCCACUACAGAAGGUGGUAAGACUAAAGUUGCUAUUCACCAGUCUUACAAUGAUUGGGAUUGCACCAAUCUCUUCCAGGCUACAAUAUUUGCGCGGUCAUUUGCCUUACCAGCCAGCGCAGGCUCCUUCACCACACUCAGUGAUUUGUACGUGAAACCGCGCGCUAUACCUCAUGAUAGUUUCCACGCAAAUGUGCUCAGCCCGGGUGGAAACAAGGCGGAGACCUUUGCUCUUGCAAUUGAUCAGCUUCGUCGUCUUAGGAAUUCACUUUGCCACUCGAAAAAUUCUGAGAUGGACAAAGCGACCUUUGAUCAGCGCGUGAAUUACGCCAAAGAUGCGUUUAAAGCCCUUGGUGUCUCGACAGCCCAAAUUGAAGCUGUUGGUAGUUUGACGGGGUCCGACUUUCCCACAAAUGAAGUUCGCAUAUUGGAAAUGAGACUAAGAGACGAGACUCGAGCGUACAUUAAAUUUCUCCAAGAAGUGAGUUCAGAUAUCAGUGAGAUAAAGGCGUUAUUGCAUUCUAUGCAAGAGACAAAGAAGGAAGACACCCAACAUAUUGCUACAGGAGCACAAGUGGAUUACGCUGCGAUUCUCGACGGUGCAAGUUCAGAUAUCAAGGUUUUAAAGCAGAUAUGCGUUGAGGACACUGCCAGUAGUGGAGUUAUUGCCAGGUUGCAGGAAAGGAUAAAUGAGUUGAAAUCAGGACAAGAUGAACGUGCUGCACCAGCUGGAUAUUCAGGUAUGAAAUGAUUGACUGAAACGAUAUCUUGUAAGUAAUAUGAGCAAGAGAAAGAACGGGACGCCUUCUUUCUUGCGCCCAUAUUGCUAUAAUUACAAGCACCUGCUACGCAGGCUAGUCUGUCUGCUUCCACGCAAAGGUUAACCUUUUUCAGUGCAAGGGCGGCAUUUCUCAGUUAUUUUGAGACCCUGACUCUGACCUGUCCAGCUCUGGGGAUCGAACCUGCGACCUAUCGCUCUGCAGUCAAGCGCUCUACCGACUGGCGGGCUAGUCCUACCGCGGUUAAAUGUCACAAUAGUUGUACUUAAAAUGUUAUGAGCGUUAUGUUACGUAAAAGUAAAUAUUUUGAUUAUCAAUAGGGGUUAAAACUUGAUCAGACACACACUUGUCAUUUAAAAACAGAUCGAACGCUAUGUAAUUUCUCUAUAGAAGUGGCCCAUGCAAAUAACAAAACUUUUUGAGGCGAAGUGGCUCCUAGCCUGCGUAGCUGGUGAUAUAAACACGCUUAAGUGCUACGUGUCAUGAUUCGAGUGCCUCGCUUGUCACGCUUUUGAGUAAGACAAAAGAGCACUUGUGCGCGCUAAUCAAGACUGUAAGCCAGUUGAGUCGAAGCUUGGGAGGACUGGGGAAAAGUCAACUGCCAAGAAGGUUUUGGGAUCAGAAAUGGCUGCAAAGGAUGCUGGCAGUCUAUUGCUAAUUCCAGCCAGCUAGGCAUCCCUGUUUAAAUCUUCAUCACUUAGCUUAUGGAUCUUGUUUUUCUCUCUUCCAAGAAAGACAUUUCUAACGGUCCAUGGCAGCAUGUGAUAGAUUCUAGAUCAAUCUUUAAUCCAAGUCGAUUUGUUUAUUUGUUUAGAUAUUUGCACUUAUCUUCAAAUUAGUUUUACUUUCGUUUUUUGAAAGGUGUGAGGUCAUCUCUCCUUGGAGCUUCCCUUCCCUCAGUGGUUCCUAAUUUUACUGGGCGCCAGAGUGAGUGUGAGGAUAUCAUCGGACACGUGUCUUCUGAGUCUGUCCGACUGGUGUCAAUUUGGGGUACACCUGGAUUCGGAAAAACAUCAGUUGCGAUUGCGGUUGGACACGCCCUCAAGUCUCAGGGAAAGCCUGUGUAUUGGUUCUCUCUAAGAGGAAUCCGUUCUAAAGCAGAUUUAGCUUCAAAAUUUCUUAGCUUUUUGAGGCAACUUACCACAAUAAAACAACCUUCUCGUCAGCGUCUGUCCAUCGAUGAAGAGGUCUGGCAACUUUUCAGCAGUGUGUCAAAUCCGUCUGCGUUUAUCCUUGAUAACUUCGAUGAUUUGUUAGAAAGUGGUUCGCCGAACGCAAAGGAAGAGGUCAUGCAACUUCUCGAAGAGAUUCUAAGGCGAAAUCAAAUGGUGACUUUCGUCGUGACCACAAGAGAGUCUCUUGAGUAUAUGAACCUUCAUUUUCAAGGUCAUAAGGGUUUAAGAAUAAGGCCAUUAGAUAAAGCCUCAGCUAAUACCCUAGUUUCUGAGUUGCUUCCAAAUACAAGCACUACAGACUGUACACAAAUCGCGCAAAUCUGCGGACAGGUUCCUUUAGCCAUGAAGUUAAUGUGUUCUUUGAUAUCUGAAGAUAGUGCUCAACCACGCCAGAUUAUAGAUGACCUCAUGUUGUCCCCCUCAGAAAACCGUAUCAUCGAAAUGUUAAACAAUCCAGAUUACCCAACUCGUCACCGAAUAAAGUUGUUGUUUGAUUCUUCUUUCAAGAAACUCACCAUGCAAGAAAAAGAUGCACUUAUAUCCUUAAGCAUUCUUCCUGACAGUUUCAGUACAGAAGUAGCUGCAGCCGUUUUAAGUGACACAGGGCCUAUGGAAACCACGAAGAUAUUAGGAAGCCUUCGAAGAAAGUCUCUCAUUGACUCAAGCUCUAAACCGGGAACAUUCACAAUGCACAGGCUCCUGCAAUCAUUUGCAAGAGAGAAGGGAGAAAGAGAGAUGAGAGAUACCUUGCUAAACUCAAAGAGUCGUUUGAAAGCGUACUACGUUUCCCUUCUUGAGAAGCUCAAUGAACAAUUUCUUACCGGGAACUCAAUGGCAGCAUAUAUUGAAUUCUAUGAAAAUAAGAAGAACAUCAUUGAAAGUGUAGUAGAGAGCUGUUUAGAUUCCGAUAGAGCUAACAGCGUUUAUGAUGUACUGGUGAAAGGAGAGAUAUUUCUUGACUCGCUCUUUUGGAAUGCCAGCGAAGCAGAAAACUUUUUUUACAUAUAUGACACGGCCAUAAAGGCAGCUAAUCUGCAAAAGAAAGACAAACACUACAGACAACUACUUUCCUCCAGAGCUUUCGGUGAGGUGACCUGGGGACAAAAAGGAAUGACAAGACAUCUUCUCUCAAAAGUGAAUGAGCUUCAAGCUGCAGCUUCCCUUGUUCCUAACCUGGAAAAAGGCAAAUACUUGUGCUAUAUGGGAAUCUAUCAAUUUGUUACAGAAGAAACGAAUAAUGGAGUGCAGUUCUUAAAAGAGGCGCUAUUGUCACUCGAAAAUUGUCACGGCGCAGAAAAACGCAUUCUGGAGAUGGCUAUUUUUCAGAUACUUGCUGUUUAUUUUCAGUCCCUUAACGACCUCUCCAGUGCAACUACCUUCUAUGACAAAGCAAUCCACCACUGUAGUGCAAUGAGGGAUUGGCAACUGCUUAUUAUCCCGUCAAUGAAAAGCAAAAGCAAGGAAUCUAUCAAUGAAGUAAAACUUCACAAAAACUCGGAUAUCUUGCUAAGUCAACCACUGAAAUGUGAAAUAAUUUUUCUGUUAAGCAAAGCAACAAGAAGUUUUGCUGAUGCUAACACCAAGCAAUGUUUAAGCAAUACACUUCUCCAAAUCGCAGAGAAUAUCGAAAGACAGGUUCAAAUUACUCCCGGAUUGCUAACUUUUCACAACACCGUCCUUGUGACACAUUUAAAGUCGCAUUUAAGAGGUGAACACCCGGAUCAAAACCUCUACGCGGCCAGAUUAAAAAACUAUCAAGAAGCCGUCAUUAAACUGUUUGGAGAAGAACAUGAAAGCACUGCUGACAGCUACAGGGGACUCGGUGUAACACAACUCGAAAUGAAAGACUACAAAGCAGCUCUUCAGUCUCUCCAGCGAGCAUUAGCAAUACGUAUUAAACUGUUUGGAGAAGAACAUGAAAGCACUGCUGAUAGCUACAAGGAACUCGGUGUAACACAACACGAAAUGAAAGACUACAAAGCAGCUCUUCAGUCUAAACAGCGAGCAUUAGCAAUACGUAUUAAACUGUUUGGAGAAGAACAUGAAAGCACUGCUGAUAGCUACAGGGAACUCGGUGUAACACAACACGAAAUGAAAGACUACAAAGCAGCUCUUCAGUCUAAACAGCGAGCAUUAGCAAUACGUAUUAAACUGUUUGGAGACGAACAUGAAAGCACUGCUGACAGCUACAGGGGACUCGGUGUAACACAACACCAAAUGAAAGACUACAAAGCAGCUCUUCAGGCUCAACAGCGUGCAUUAGCAAUACGUAUUAAACUGUUUGGAGAAGAACAUGAAAGCACUGCUGACAGCUACAGGGGACUCGGUGUAACAAAACACGAAAUGAAAGACUACAAAGCAGCUCUUCAGUCUAUACAGCGAGCAUUAGCGAUACAUAUUAAACUGUUUGGAGAAGAACAUGAAAGCACUGCUGACAGCUACAGGGGACUCGGUGUAACACAACACGAAAUGAAAGACUACAAAGCAGCUCUUCAGUCUAAACAGCGAGCAUUAGCAAUACGUAUUAAACUGUUUGGAGAAGAACAUGAAAGCACUGCUGACAGCUACGAAGGACUCGGUGUAACACAACACGAAAUGAAAGACUACAAAGCAGCUCUUCAGUCUCUCCAGCGAGCAUUAGCAAUACGUAUUAAACUGUUUGGAGAAGAACAUGAAAGCACUGCUGACAGCUACAAGGGACUCGGUGUAACACAACACGAAAUGAAAGACUACAAAGCAGCUCUUCAGUCUAAACAGCGAGCAUUAGCGAUACGUAUUAAACUGUUUGGAGAAGAACAUGAAAGCACUGCUGACAGCUACAGGGGACUCGGUGUAACACAACACCAAAUGAAAGACUACAAAGCAGCUCUUCAGUCUCUCCAGCGAGCAUUAGCAAUACGUAUUAAACUGUUUGGAGAAGAACAUGAAAGCACUGCUGACAGCUACAGGGGACUCGGUGUAACACAACACCAAAUGAAAGACUACAAAGCAGCUCUUCGGUCUGAGCAACGAGCAUUAGCAAUACGUAUUAAACUGUUUGGAGAAGAACAUGAAAGCACUGCUGAUAGCUACAGGGGACUCGGUGUAACACAACACGAAAUGAAAGACUACAAAGCAGCUCUUCAGUCUCUCCAGCGAGCAUUAGCAAUACGUAUUAAACUGUUUGGAGAAGAACAUAAAAGCACUGCUGAUAGCUACAGGGGACUCGGUAUAACACAACACCAAGUGAAAGACUACAAAGCAGCUCUUCAGGCUCACCAGCGUGCAUUAGCAAUACGUAUUAAACUGUUUGGAGAAGAACAUGAAAGCACUGCUGACAGCUACUUCAACUUCGGAGUAGCACAAUACCAAACGAAAGACUACAAAGCAGCUCUUCAGUCUCAUCAGCGAGCAUUAGCAAUACGUAUUAAACUGUUUGGAGAAGAACAUGAAAGCACUGCUGACAGCUACAAGGAACUCGGUGUAACACAACACCAAAUGAAAGACUACAAAGCAGCUCUUCGGUCUAAGCAGCGAGCAUUAGCAAUACGUAUUAAACUGUUUGGAGAAGAACAUGAAAGCACUGCUGACAGCUACAGGGGACUCGGUGUAACACAACACUAAAUGAAAGACUACAAAGCAGCUCUUCAGUCUCUCCAGCGAGCAUUAGCAAUACGUAUUAAACUGUUUGGAGAAGAACAUGAAAGCACUGCUGAUAGCUAGAGGGGACUCGGUGUAACACAACACGAAAUGAAAGACUACAAAGCAGCUCUUCAGUCUCUCCAGCGUGCAUUAGCAAUACGUAUUAAACUGUUUGGAGAAGAACAUGAAAGCACUGCUGACAGCUACAGGGGACUCGGUGUAACACAACACCAAAUGAAAGACUAAAAAGCAGCUCUUCAGUGUAAACAGCGAGCAUUAGCAAUACGUAUUAAAGUGUUUGGAGAAGAACAUGAAAGCACUGCUGACAGCUACAGGGGACUCGGUGUAACACAACACCAAAUGAAAGACUACAAAGCAGCUCUUCAGGCUCACCAGCGUGCAUUAGCAAUACGUAUUAAACUGUUUGGAGAAGAACAUGAAAGCACUGCUGACAGCUACAAGGAACUCUGUGUAACACAACACCAAAGGAAAGACUACAAAGCAGCUCUUCAGUGUAAACAGCGAGCAUUAGCAAUACGUAUUAAACUGUUUGGAGAAGAACAUGAAAGCACUGCUGACAGCUACUUCAACUUCGGAGUAGCACAACACCAAACGAAAGACUACAAAGCAGCUCUUCAGUCUCAUCAGCGAGCAUUAGCAAUACGUAUUAAACUGUUUGGAGAAGAACAUGAAAGCACUGCUGACAGCUACAAGGAACUCGGUGUAACACAACACCAAAUGAAAGACUACAAAGCAGCUCUUCGGUCUGAGCAGCGAGCAUUAGCAAUACGUAUUAAACUGUUUGGAGAAGAACAUGAAAGCACUGCUGACAGCUACAAGGAACUCGGUGUAACACAACACCAAAUGAAAGACUACAAAGCAGUUCUUCAGUCUAAACAGCGAGCAUUAGCAAUACGUAUUAAACUGUUUGGAGAAGAACAUGAAAGCACUGCUGAUAGCUACAGGGGACUCGGUGUAACACAACACCAAAUGAAAGACUACAAAGCAGCUCUUCAGGCUCACCAGCGUGCAUUAGCAAUACGUAUUAAACUGUUUGGAGAAGAACAUGAAAGCACUGCUGACAGCUACAAGGAACUCGGUGUAACACAACACCAAAGGAAAGACUACAAAGCAGCUCUUCAGUGUAAACAGCGAGCAUUAGCAAUACGUAUUAAACUGUUUGGAGAAGAACAUGAAAGCACUGCUGACAGCUACUUCAACCUCGGAGUAGCACAACACCAAACGAAAGACUACAAAGCAGCUCUUCAGUCUCAUCAGCGAGCAUUAGCAAUACGUAUUAAACUGUUUGGAGAAGAACAUGAAAGCACUGCUGACAGCUACAAGGAACUCGGUGUAACACAACACCAAAUGAAAGACUACAAAGCAGCUCUUCGGUCUGAGCAGCGAGCAUUAGCAAUACGUAUUAAACUGUUUGGAGAAGAACAUGAAAGCACUGCUGACAGCUACAGGGGACUCGGUGUAACACAACACGAAAUGAAAGACUACAAAGCAGCUCUUCAGUCUCUCCAGCGUGCAUUAGCAAUACGUAUUAAACUGUUUGGAGAAGAACAUGAAAGCACUGCUGACAGCUACAGGGGACUCGGUGUAACACAACACGAAAUGAAAGACUACAAAGCAGCUCUUCAGUCUAAACAGCGAGCAUUAGCGAUACGUAUUAAACUGUUUGGAGAAGAACAUGAAAGCACUGCUGACAGCUACAGGGGACUCGGUGUAACACAACACCAAAUGAAAGACUACAAAGCAGCUCUUCAGUCUCUCCAGCGAGCAUUAGCAAUACGUAUUAAACUGUUUGGAGAAGAACAUGAAAGCACUGCUGACAGCUACAGGGGACUCGGUGUAACACAACACCAAAUGAAAGACUACAAAGCAGUUCUUCGGUCUGAGCAGCGAGCAUUAGCAAUACGUAUUAAACUGUUUGGAGAAGAACAUGAAAGCACUGCUGACAGCUACAGGGGACUCGGUGUAACACAACACGAAAUGAAAGACUACAAAGCAGCUCUUCAGUCUCUCCAGCGUGCAUUAGCAAUACGUAUUAAACUGUUUGGAGAAGAACAUGAAAGCACUGCUGACAGCUACAGGGGACUCGGUGUAACACAACACGAAAUGAAAGACUACAAAGCAGCUCUUCAGUCUAAACAGCGAGCAUUAGCGAUACGUAUUAAACUGUUUGGAGAAGAACAUGAAAGCACUGCUGACAGCUACAGGGGACUCGGUGUAACACAACACCAAAUGAAAGACUACAAAGCAGCUCUUCAGUCUCUCCAGCGAGCAUUAGCAAUACGUAAUAAACUGUUUGGAGAAGAACAUGAAAGCACUGCUGAUAGCUACAGGGGACUCGGUGUAACACAACACGAAAUGAAAGACUACAAAGCAGCUCUUCAGUCUCUCCAGCGAGCAUUAGCAAUACGUAUUAAACUGUUUGGAGAAGAACAUAAAAGCACUGCUGAUAGCUACAGGGGACUCGGUGUAACACAACACUAAGUGAAAGACUACAAAGCAGCUCUUCAGGCUCACCAGCGAGCAUUAGCAAUACGUAUUAAACUGUUUGGAGAAGAACAUGAAAGCACUGCUGACAGCUACAAGGAACUCGGUGUAACACAACAUCAAAUGAAAGACUACAAAGCAGCUCUUCGGUCUAAGCAGCGAGCAUUAGCAAUACGUAUUAAACUGUUUGGAGAAGAACAUGAAAGCACUGCUGACAGCUACAGGGGACUCGGUGUAACACAACACUAAAUGAAAGACUACAAAGCAGCUCUUCAGUCUCUCCAGCGAGCAUUAGCAAUACGUAUUAAACUGUUUGGAGAAGAACAUGAAAGCACUGCUGAUAGCUAGAGGGGACUCGGUGUAACACAACACGAAAUGAAAGACUACAAAGCAGCUCUUCAGUCUCUCCAGCGUGCAUUAGCAAUAUGUAUUAAACUGUUUGGAGAAGAACAUGAAAGCACUCCUGACAGCUACAGGGGACUCGGUGUAACACAACACCAAAUGAAAGACUACAAAGCAGCUCUUCAGUGUAAACAGCGAGCAUUAGCAAUACGUAUUAAACUGUUUGGAGAAGAACAUGAAAGCACUGCUGACAGCUACAGGGGACUCGGUGUAACACAACACCAAAUGAAAGACUACAAAGCAGCUCUUCAGUCUAAACAGCGAGCAUUAGCAAUACGUAUUAAACUGUUUGGAGAAGAACAUGAAAGCACUGCUGACAGCUAGAGGGGACUCGGUGUAACACAACACCAAAUGAAAGACUACAAAGCAGCUCUUCAGUCUAAACAGCGAGCAUUAGCGAUACGUAUUAAACUGUUUGGAGAAGAACAUGAAAGCACUGCUGACAGCUACAAGGGACUCGGUGUAACACAACACCAAAUGAAAGACUACAAAGCAGCUCUUCAGUCUCUCCAGCGAGCAUUAGCAAUACGUAUUAAACUAUUUGGAGAAGAACAUGAAAGCACUGCUGACAGCUACAGGGGACUCGGAGUAACACAACACCAAAUGAAAGACUACAAAGCAGCUCUUCAGUCUCUCCAGCGAGCAUUAGCAAUACGUAUUAAACUGUUUGGAGAAGAACAUGAAAGCACUGUUGACAGCUACAGGGGACUCGGUGUAACACAACACGAAAUGAAAGACUACAAAGCAGUUCUUCAGUCUAAACAGCGAGCAUUAGCAAUACGUAUUAAACUGUUUGGAGAAGAACAUGAAAGCACUGCUGAUAGCUACAGGGGACUCGGUGUAACACAACACCAAAUGAAAGACUACAAAGCAGCUCUUCAGGCUCACCAGCGUGCAUUAGCAAUACGUAUUAAACUGUUUGGAGAAGAACAUGAAAGCACUGCUGACAGCUACAAGGAACUCGGUGUAACACAACACCAAAGGAAAGACUACAAAGCAGCUCUUCAGUGUAAACAGCGAGCAUUAGCAAUACGUAUUAAACUGUUUGGAGAAGAACAUGAAAGCACUGCUGACAGCUACAAGGGACUCGGUGUAACACAACACCAAAUGAAAGACUACAAAGCAGCUCUUCAGUCUCUCCAGCGAGCAUUAGCAAUACGUAUUAAACUAUUUGGAGAAGAACAUGAAGGCACUGCUGACAGCUACAGGGGACUCGGUGUAACACAACACCAAAUGAAAGACUACAAAGCAGCUCUUCGGUCUGAGCAGCGAGCAUUAGCAAUACGUAUUAAAGUGUUUGGAAAAGAACAUGAAAGAACUGCUGACAGCUACAGGGGACUCGGUGUAACACAACACUAAAUGAAAGACUACAAAGCAGCUCUUCAGUCUAAACAGCGAGCAUUAGCAAUACGUAUUAAACUGUUUGGAGAAGAACAUGAAAGCACUGCUGACAGCUACAAGGAACUCGGUGUAACACAACACCAAAUGAAAGACUACAAAGCAGCUCUUCAGUCUAAACAGCGAGCAUUAGCGAUACGUAUUAAACUGUUUGGAGAAGAACAUGAAAGCACUGCUGACAGCUACAAGGGACUCGGUGUAACACAACACCAAAUGAAAGACUACAAAGCAGCUCUUCAGUCUCUCCAGCGAGCAUUAGCAAUACGUAUUAAACUAUUUGGAGAAGAACAUGAAAGCACUGCUGACAGCUACAGGGGACUCGGUGUAACACAACACCAAAUGAAAGACUACAAAGCAGCUCUUCAGUCUCUCCAGCGAGCAUUAGCAAUACGUAUUAAACUGUUUGGAGAAGAACAUGAAAGCACUGUUGACAGCUACAGGGGACUCGGUGUAACACAACACGAAAUGAAAGACUACAAAGCAGUUCUUCAGUCUAAACAGCGAGCAUUAGCAAUACGUAUUAAACUGUUUGGAGAAGAACAUGAAAGCACUGCUGAUAGCUACAGGGGACUCGGUGUAACACAACACCAAAUGAAAGACUACAAAGCAGCUCUUCAGGCUCACCAGCGUGCAUUAGCAAUACGUAUUAAACUGUUUAGAGAAGAACAUGAAAGCACUGCUGACAGCUACAAGGAACUCGGUGUAACACAACACCAAAGGAAAGACUACAAAGCAGCUCUUCAGUGUAAACAGCGAGCAUUAGCAAUACGUAUUAAACUGUUUGGAGAAGAACAUGAAAGCACUGCUGACAGCUACUUCAACCUCGGAGUAGCACAACACCAAACGAAAGACUACAAAGCAGCUCUUCAGUCUCAUCAGCGAGCAUUAGCAAUACGUAUUAAACUGUUUGGAGAAGAACAUGAAAGCACUGCUGACAGCUACAAGGAACUCGGUGUAACACAACACCAAAUGAAAGACUACAAAGCAGCUCUUCGGUCUGAGCAGCGAGCAUUAGCAAUACGUAUUAAACUGUUUGGAGAAGAACAUGAAAGCACUGCUGACAGCUACAGGGGGACUCGGUGUAACACAACACGAAAUGAAAGACUACAAAGCAGCUCUUCAGUCUCUCCAGCGUGCAUUAGCAAUACGUAUUAAACUGUUUGGAGAAGAACAUGAAAGCACUGCUGAGAGCUACAGGGGACUAGGUGUAACACAACACGAAAUGAAAGACUACAAAGCAGCUCUUCAGUCUAAACAGCGAGCAUUAGCGAUACGUAUUAAACUGUUUGGAGAAGAACAUGAAAGCACUGCUGACAGCUACAGGGGACUCGGUGUAACACAACACCAAAUGAAAGACUACAAAGCAGCUCUUCAGUCUCUCCAGCGAGCAUUAGCAAUACGUAUUAAACUGUUUGGAGAAGAACAUGAAAGCACUGCUGACAGCUACAGGGGACUCGGUGUAACACAACACCAAAUGAAAGACUACAAAGCAGCUCUUCGGUCUGAGCAGCGAGCAUUAGCAAUACGUAAUAAACUGUUUGGAGAAGAACAUGAAAGCACUGCUGAUAGCUACAGGGGACUCGGUGUAACACAACACGAAAUGAAAGACUACAAAGCAGCUCUUCAGUCUCUCCAGCGAGCAUUAGCAAUACGUAUUAAACUGUUUGGAGAAGAACAUAAAAGCACUGCUGAUAGCUACAGGGGACUCGGUGUAACACAACACCAAGUGAAAGACUACAAAGCAGCUCUUCAGGCUCACCAGCGAGCAUUAGCAAUACGUAUUAAACUAUUUGGAGAAGAACAUGAAAGCACUGCUGACAGCUACAGGGGACUCGGUGUAACACAACACCAAAUGAAAGACUACAAAGCAGCUCUUCAGUCUCUCCAGCGAGCAUUAGCAAUACGUAUUAAACUGUUUGGAGAAGAACAUGAAAGCACUGUUGACAGCUACAGGGGACUCGGUGUAACACAACACGAAAUGAAAGACUACAAAGCAGUUCUUCAGUCUAAACAGCGAGCAUUAGCAAUACGUAUUAAACUGUUUGGAGAAGAACAUGAAAGCACUGCUGAUAGCUACAGGGGACUCGGUGUAACACAACACCAAAUGAAAGACUACAAAGCAGCUCUUCAGGCUCACCAGCGUGCAUUAGCAAUACGUAUUAAACUGUUUAGAGAAGAACAUGAAAGCACUGCUGACAGCUACAAGGAACUCGGUGUAACACAACACCAAAGGAAAGACUACAAAGCAGCUCUUCAGUGUAAACAGCGAGCAUUAGCAAUACGUAUUAAACUGUUUGGAGAAGAACAUGAAAGCACUGCUGACAGCUACUUCAACCUCGGAGUAGCACAACACCAAACGAAAGACUACAAAGCAGCUCUUCAGUCUCAUCAGCGAGCAUUAGCAAUACGUAUUAAACUGUUUGGAGAAGAACAUGAAAGCACUGCUGACAGCUACAAGGAACUCGGUGUAACACAACACCAAAUGAAAGACUACAAAGCAGCUCUUCGGUCUGAGCAGCGAGCAUUAGCAAUACGUAUUAAACUGUUUGGAGAAGAACAUGAAAGCACUGCUGACAGCUACAGGGGACUCGGUGUAACACAACACGAAAUGAAAGACUACAAAGCAGCUCUUCAGUCUCUCCAGCGUGCAUUAGCAAUACGUAUUAAACUGUUUGGAGAAGAACAUGAAAGCACUGCUGAGAGCUACAGGGGACUAGGUGUAACACAACACGAAAUGAAAGACUACAAAGCAGCUCUUCAGUCUAAACAGCGAGCAUUAGCGAUACGUAUUAAACUGUUUGGAGAAGAACAUGAAAGCACUGCUGACAGCUACAGGGGACUCGGUGUAACACAACACCAAAUGAAAGACUACAAAGCAGCUCUUCAGUCUCUCCAGCGAGCAUUAGCAAUACGUAUUAAACUGUUUGGAGAAGAACAUGAAAGCACUGCUGACAGCUACAGGGGACUCGGUGUAACACAACACCAAAUGAAAGACUACAAAGCAGCUCUUCGGUCUGAGCAGCGAGCAUUAGCAAUACGUAAUAAACUGUUUGGAGAAGAACAUGAAAGCACUGCUGAUAGCUACAGGGGACUCGGUGUAACACAACACGAAAUGAAAGACUACAAAGCAGCUCUUCAGUCUCUCCAGCGAGCAUUAGCAAUACGUAUUAAACUGUUUGGAGAAGAACAUAAAAGCACUGCUGAUAGCUACAGGGGACUCGGUGUAACACAACACCAAGUGAAAGACUACAAAGCAGCUCUUCAGGCUCACCAGCGAGCAUUAGCAAUACGUAUUACACUGUUUGGAGAAGAACAUGAAAGCACUGCUGACAGCUACAAGGAACUCGGUGUAACACAACACCAAAUGAAAGACUACAAAGCAGCUCUUCGGUCUAAGCAGCGAGCAUUAGCAAUACGUAUUAAACUGUUUGGAGAAGAACAUGAAAGCACUGCUGACAGCUACAGGGGACUCGGUGUAACACAACACUAAAUGAAAGACUACAAAGCAGCUCUUCAGUCUCUCCAGCGAGCAUUAGCAAUACGUAUUAAACUGUUUGGAGAAGAACAUGAAAGCACUGCUGAUAGCUAGAGGGGACUCGGUGUAACACAACACGAAAUGAAAGACUACAAAGCAGCUCUUCAGUCUCUCAGCGUGCAUUAGCAAUAUGUAUUAAACUGUUUGGAGAAGAACAUGAAAGCACUCCUGACAGCUACAGGGGACUCGGUGUAACACAACACCAAAUGAAAGACUACAAAGCAGCUCUUCAGUGUAAACAGCGAGCAUUAGCAAUACGUAUUAAACUGUUUGGAGAAGAACAUGAAAGCACUGCUGACAGCUACAGGGGACUCGGUGUAACACAACACCAAAUGAAAGACUACAAAGCUGCUCUUCGGUCUGAGCAGCGAGCAUUAGCAAUACGUAUUAAACUGUUUGGAGAAGAACAUGAAAGCACUGCUGACAGCUACAGGGGACUCGGUGUAACACAACACUAAAUGAAAGACUACAAAGCAGCUCUUCAGUCUCUCCAGCGAGCAUUAGCAAUACGUAUUAAACUGUUUGGAGAAGAACAUGAAAGCACUGCUGAUAGCUAGAGGGGACUCGGUGUAACACAACACGAAAUGAAAGACUACAAAGCAGCUCUUCAGUCUCUCAGCGUGCAUUAGCAAUAUGUAUUAAACUGUUUGGAGAAGAACAUGAAAGCACUCCUGACAGCUACAGGGGACUCGGUGUAACACAACACCAAAUGAAAGACUACAAAGCAGCUCUUCAGUGUAAACAGCGAGCAUUAGCAAUACGUAUUAAACUGUUUGGAGAAGAACAUGAAAGCACUGCUGACAGCUACAGGGGACUCGGUGUAACACAACACCAAAUGAAAGACUACAAAGCAGCUCUUCGGUCUGAGCAGCGAGUAUUAGCAAUACGUAUUAAAGUGUUUGGAAAAGAACAUGAAAGCACUGCUGACAGCUACAGGGGACUCGGUGUAACACAACACCAAAUGAAAGACUACAAAGCAGCUCUUCAGUCUCUCCAGCGAGCAUUAGCAAUACGUAUUAAACUGUUUGGAGAAGAACAUGAAAGAACUGCUGACAGCUACAGGGGACUCGGUGUAACACAACACUAAAUGAAAGACUACAAAGCAGCUCUUCAGUCUAAACAGCGAGCAUUAGCAAUACGUAUUAAACUGUUUGGAGAAGAACAUGAAAGCACUGCUGACAGCUAGAGGGGACUCGGUGUAACACAACACCAAAUGAAAGACUACAAAGCAGCUCUUCAGUCUAAACAGCGAGCAUUAGCGAUACGUAUUAAACUGUUUGGAGAAGAACAUGAAAGCACUGCUGACAGCUACAAGGGACUCGGUGUAACACAACACCAAAUGAAAGACUACAAAGCAGCUCUUCAGUCUCUCCAGCGAGCAUUAGCAAUACGUAUUAAACUAUUUGGAGAAGAACAUGAAAGCACUGCUGACAGCUACAGGGGACUCGGUGUAACACAACACCAAAUGAAAGACUACAAAGCAGCUCUUCAGUCUCUCCAGCGAGCAUUAGCAAUACGUAUUAAACUGUUUGGAGAAGAACAUGAAAGCACUGUUGACAGCUACAGGGGACUCGGUGUAACACAACACGAAAUGAAAGACUACAAAGCAGUUCUUCAGUCUAAACAGCGAGCAUUAGCAAUACGUAUUAAACUGUUUGGAGAAGAACAUGAAAGCACUGCUGAUAGCUACAGGGGACUCGGUGUAACACAACACCAAAUGAAAGACUACAAAGCAGCUCUUCAGGCUCACCAGCGUGCAUUAGCAAUACGUAUUAAACUGUUUGGAGAAGAACAUGAAAGCACUGCUGACAGCUACAAGGAACUCGGUGUAACACAACACCAAAGGAAAGGCUACAAAGCAGCUCUUUAGUGUAAACAGCGAGCAUUAGCAAUACGUAUUAAACUGUUUGGAGAAGAACAUGAAAGCACUGCUGACAGCUACUUCAACCUCGGAGUAGCACAACACCAAACGAAAGACUACAAAGCAGCUCUUCAGUCUCAUCAGCGAGCAUUAGCAAUACGUAUUAAACUGUUUGGAGAAGAACAUGAAAGCACUGCUGACAGCUACUUCAACCUCGGAGUAGCACAACACCAAACGAAAGACUACAAAGCAGCUCUUCAGUCUCAUCAGCGAGCAUUAGCAAUACGUAUUAAACUGUUUGGAGAAGAACAUGAAAGCACUGCUGACAGGUACAAGGAACUCGGUGUAACACAACACCAAAUGAAAGACUACAAAGCAGCUCUUCGGUCUGAGCAGCGAGCAUUAGCAAUACGUAUUAAACUGUUUGGAGAAGAACAUGAAAGCACUGCUGACAGGUACAAGGAACUCGGUGUAACACAACACCAAAUGAAAGACUACAAAGCAGCUCUUCGGUCUGAGCAGCGAGCAUUAGCAAUACGUAUUAAACUGUUUGGAGAAGAACAUGAAAGCACUGCUGACAGCUACAGGGGACUCGGUGUAACACAACACGAAAUG
Messenger RNA from Porites lobata, 27298 nucleotides. Lineage: Eukaryota; Metazoa; Cnidaria; Anthozoa; Scleractinia; Poritidae. The record is from the annotation of a GenBank genome assembly.